GAACUAGAUCUAGAUCUAGAUGUAGAUUCUAAUUUGUGUUGUUUCCAUUACAAUUUACACUUAUGAAUGAUGACUUGGAGUCUGUUUAAAUGUGAUGUUACGGACAAUUAGAUUAAUAAGCAGAGGUUGAGAUCCACUAAAAGUUCCAUGAUGGCUGAGACAAGUCAUGGUGCUACUCUUGCUCUGAGCUGUAUAUUAAAACAACUGAAAGAUGAAAUUGAUGAAUCAGAUUUGUUUGCGCAACAAUGGGAAGAACAAGACUUUAAGGUGCCAAACCUAGAAAUUGAGAAGAUUGAAGAAGAACAAUCAGCCCCGUGUAGACAGCAAUCAGAAAGCAGUCCCUGUGCUCAAACUUCAGAUUCAAACUCCAGACAUCAGGAAAUUGCUGUAAAGCAAGAGAUGGAAAUGAAUGAUUGUACAGAUAGUAAUAAACCAUGGACAUUUGCUUCUAAACUAUUGGAAGUGUCAAUGAAAGCAGACAACAGACUUUACCCUGUACCUAUCAUAAUGCCUGGACACGCCACUGUCACCGAAGUGUCUGAGAUUCAGCAGAUACAGGAACUCAUAUCCAAAAGAGAUUCAGAAAGCUGUUCAUUCACGACAAUCAAAAAGGAGGACAAGAAACAAAACCAUCCCAACGAGGCUACUUUAGACAACGAAAUGCAGCUUUCUUCUUGCCAUCCAAUAGAAAAUCACCAGUGUAAAAUAUGUCUAAAAGAACACUCUGACGCCUCAUGUUGUAAACAACACCAGCAAAUUCAUACUGGUGAAAAACAUUUCAAAUGUCCAAUAUGUCCAAAAACAUUUUCUCAGUCACAAUAUUUAAAAAAGCACCAGAGAAUUCAUAGUGGUGUAAAACCCUUCAAAUGUCAGAUAUGUCUAAAAGAAUUUUCUCAGUCUUAUAAUUUAAAAGAACACCAGAGAAUUCAUACUGGUGAAAAACAUUUCCAAUGUCCAAUAUGUCUAAAAGAAUUUACUCAGACUUCUGCUUUAAAAAACCACCAGCGAGUACAUACUGGUGUAAAACCCUUCAAAUGUCAGAUAUGUCUAAAAGAAUUUUCAAAGUCUUAUAAUUUAAAAGAACACCAGCAAAUUCAUACUGGUGAAAAAUGUUUCCAAUGUCCAAUAUGUCAAAAAACAUUUUCUCUAUCUCAUUAUUUAAAAAAGCACCAGCGAGUACAUACUGGUGUAAAACCCUUCAAAUGUCAGAUAUGUCUAAAGGAAUUUACUCAGUCUUAUACUUUAAAAAAACACAAACUAAUUCAUAUGGGUGAAAAACAUUUCAAAUGUCAAGUAUGUCUAAAAGAAUUUUCACACCUUCAUAAUUUCAAAAUGCACCAGCGAGUUCAUACUGGUGAAAAUCCUUUCAAAUGUCAAACAUGUCUUAAAACUUUUUCUAAGUCACGGUUUUUAAAAAAGCACCAACUAAUUCAUACUGGUGAAAAACCUUUCAAAUGUCAGAUAUGUCUAAAGGAAUUUUCUCAGUCUUAUAAAUUAAAAGAACACCAAAGAAUUCAUACUGGUGAAAAACCUUUUAAAUGUCAAAUGUGUCUUAAAACUUUUUCUCAGUCUUCUAAUUUAAAAGAACACCAAAGAAUUCAUACUGGUGAAAAACCUUUUAAAUGUCAAAUAUGUCUUAAAACUUUUUCUCAGUCACGGGUUUUAAAAAAGCACCAACAAAUUCAUACUGGUGAAAAACCUUUCAAAUGUCUAAUAUGUCUAAAAGAAUUUUCUGAGUCUUGUAAUUUAAAACGGCACCAGAGAAUUCAUACUGGUGAAAAACCUUUUCAAUGUCAAAUAUGUCUUAAAACCUUUUCUCGGUCAUGGUUUUUAAAAAAGCACCAACUAGUUCAUACUGGUGAAAAACCUUUCAAAUGUCAAAUAUGUCCGAAAGAAUUUUCUCAGUCUUAUGAUUUAAAAACCCACCAGCGAGUACAUACUGGUGAAAAACCUUUCAAAUGUCAAAUAUGUUUAAAAGGAUUUUCUAAGUCUCAAAAUUUAAAAUCACAUCAGCGAAUUCAUACUGGCGAAAAACCUUUUAAAUGUCAAGUAUGUCUAAAAGAAUUUUCUAAGUCUCAAAACUUAAAAGAACACCAGAGAAUUCAUACUGGUGAAAAAUCUUUAAAAUGUCAUAUAUGUCUUAAAAUAUUUUCCCACUCUCAAGUUUUAAAAGAGCACCUGCUAAUUCAUACUGGUAGAGAAUUUUUUCAGCCUCAUGAUUUAAAAGAACAGCUGUUAAUUCAUACCCGUGAAAAACCUUUCAAAUGUGAAAUAUGCCUAAUACAAUUUUCUCAGCGUCAUAAUUUAGAAAAGCACCAGCAAAAUCAUACUAAUGAAAUAAAUUUAAAAUGUCAAACAUGUCUAAAAGAAUUUUCUCAGCCUUCUUCUUUAAGAAAACACCAGCGAAUUCAUACUGGUAAAAAACCUUUUAAAUGUCAAAUAUGUCUAAAAGAAUUUUCUCAGGCAUAUAAUUUAAAAGAACAUCAGCAUGUUCAUACUGGUGUAAAACCUUUCAAAUGUCAAGUAUGUCUAAAAGAAUUUUUUCAUUCUUCAACUUUAAAAAAGCACCAGCUGAUUCAUACAAGUGAAAAACCGUUCAAAUGUCAGAUUUGCCUAAUAGAAUUUUCUCAGUCUUGUAAUUUAAAAAAGCACCAUCGAGUUCAUACUGGUGAAAAACCUUUCAAAUGUCAAGUAUGUCUAAAAGAAUUUUCUCAGGCUGGUCAUUUAAAAGAGCACCAGCGAAUUCAUACUGGUGAAAAACCUUUUAAAUGUCAAGUAUGUCUAAAAGAAUUUUGUAAGUCUCAAAAUUUUAAAAAGCACCAGCGAAUUCAUACUGUUGAGAAAUCCUUGUCAAGUCCAAUCAAUUAAAUAGAUCUUCUGGUUAUUGAUUGAAUUAAUGAUUGAAUUAAUCACGUAUUGAUUGAAACUGUUGAAUAUCUUUAAAAAUGUUACUGGUGAUACAGUAUGUCAGAAGUGAAUGUCAAUUUGUCAAGCAGGGAUGUUUGGCUUUGCAAGUAAAUUUUCUCCAACUGGAGUUGUGCUGUAGUAUGGUUUCAUCAGGACCCACAAAUGAGUUUUUAAACAAAAUAGAAAAAGAAUAAAUAUGUAUAAAACAUU
Messenger RNA from Biomphalaria glabrata, 3117 nucleotides. Its product is annotated as zinc finger protein 271-like. Gene Ontology annotation, molecular function: DNA-binding transcription factor activity, RNA polymerase II-specific; RNA polymerase II cis-regulatory region sequence-specific DNA binding. Bases 148 to 2868 code for a protein of 906 amino acids. NCBI's taxonomy places the organism in Eukaryota, Metazoa, Mollusca, Gastropoda, Planorbidae. The transcript has 4 exons. The record is from RefSeq and is a predicted model, not a curated record. Gene Ontology annotation, biological process: regulation of transcription by RNA polymerase II.